Messenger RNA from Apus apus (common swift), 748 nucleotides. It is a transcript of the gene CLDN19, whose product is annotated as claudin 19. Gene Ontology annotation, molecular function: structural molecule activity. The record is from RefSeq and is a predicted model, not a curated record. Gene Ontology annotation, cellular component: plasma membrane; bicellular tight junction. The transcript has 5 exons. The coding region runs from base 1 to 675 and encodes 224 amino acids. Gene Ontology annotation, biological process: cell adhesion; bicellular tight junction assembly. Lineage: Eukaryota; Metazoa; Chordata; Aves; Apodiformes; Apodidae.
AUGGGCGGCGGGGCGCGGGAGCUGGGGGGGUACCUGUUGGCGCUGGGCGGGUGGGUGUCGGCGCUGGCGGCGGCCGUGCUGCCGCAGUGGAGGCAGAGCUCGUACGCCGGGGACGCCAUCAUCACGGCCGUGGGGCUCCACGAGGGGCUGUGGAUGAGCUGCGCUGCCCAGAGCACCGGGCAGGUCCAGUGCCGCCUGCACGACUCGCUGCUCUCCCUCGACGUUCACAUCCAGACCUCCCGGGCUCUAAUGGUGAUUUCUCUCCUCCUGGGCUUCUUCGGCAUAAUUGUCAGCGUGGUGGGCAUGAAAUGCACCAAAGUUGGAGAAGAGGACCCUGUUACCAAGAGCCGCAUCGCUGUUGCUGGUGGCAUCCUCUUCGUCCUCUCCGGUCUGUGCACCCUGGCCGCCGUGUCUUUGUACGCAACACAGGUGACCUACGAGUUCUUCAGAGAGAGCACUGUCCCCGUCAACGCCAGGUACGAGUUCGGCUCGGCUCUCUUCAUCGGCUGGGGGGCUGCCAGCCUCGCCGUGCUGGGGGGGUCCCUCCUGUGCUGCUCCUGCCCCACCAAGGAGCGGCGAGGGCAGCAGUACUACCAGCAGUCACAGCCUUCCACGGCCCGGGAACCCCCUGUAAAAAUGUCUUCUUCACCCAUCAGGGGAGAACAGUGCUUAUAGUCUUGUCUUCACCCAUCAGGUGCUUGGUUGGUGGAGCCCGACUUCUGGGGGUUCCACUCCAAAAAUGCACACC